This is a messenger RNA of Caretta caretta (loggerhead turtle), 8091 nucleotides long. It is a transcript of the gene KCNK12, whose product is annotated as potassium two pore domain channel subfamily K member 12. Gene Ontology annotation, molecular function: potassium ion leak channel activity; outward rectifier potassium channel activity. Gene Ontology annotation, biological process: potassium ion transmembrane transport; stabilization of membrane potential. Gene Ontology annotation, cellular component: plasma membrane. NCBI's taxonomy places the organism in Eukaryota, Metazoa, Chordata, Testudines, Cheloniidae. The record is from RefSeq and is a predicted model, not a curated record.
CUUGGAGACGCUGUAAACAGCCCUUUGGACUAACCCCGCGGCUUCCGAGGCUCAGUGCACGGAGCCAGAGCGAAAAGUGCCAUUAGAUGCGGCUAGUUCAGGGACUUUGGGGGGAUGAGGGGCCGGGAACUGUCUGGCUGAAUAUUGUGAUUUACAAUGAAUUUUAACACCAAGGCUUUUACGCUGACUUCAGGUGGAGACAGAAAUCGAGCCCAACAGGGGACUCCUAGAAUGAGUCAGGCAAAAAAGUAGAAGUCACGCGUAUCCAGAUUGAAAUUUGCCUCCCUGGUGAAUUGCAUGGCUGUCUACGGAUGCAUUUUUGCAACGAACCAUCCAGUUUGAAGUAUACACCAGUGCGCGCAGAGGAAGUAACUUGGGUAUACAUCCAGUGCUUUGUUACAAAAUAAGCCUUAAACCGUUUGGGAUUCUAUACGAAAAAACUUGUCGAGCCCUUUUCGCGAGCAGAGAGGCACGUUUGAAUGUAGAUAUGUUAUAACCCAGAGCAGUUACGGUCUGCAGAAAGGUGUGACUGCAUUUUCACCCAACGAAAUGAAAGCAAAAAAAUCUGAGCAAAUGCAGAGGACCAGUGCGCAUGAUGGAACAACGAAGCUGAAAGCCAGACUCAUGGUGUUUUGCCAAAUCUUGAGCUCCGACAGAAUCAAGAUGGCUUUAAACGCAGCUGAUCCCUAACUACCGACACUGGUCUCAGGGGAUACUUAUGGAUGCCUGUAAGCAUGAUGCAGCGACUUGUAUAUGGAAAUAUGGACUCACAGUGGAGACAGAGAAUACUUUUUAAGAUGCGGGAUUUAAGGGAUCUGUUACCAGGGCAAAUUCCCCAGAACUUUGCAAAUAAAACCUUAAGAUAUUAGCGUGAUGUGAGUAGUAUUAUUUGGCGAACCCCAGCUAUUCCAUUGAAUACGUCAUGACCAAACAGUUGUUAAUUGGAAUGAGAGAACAUUGGACCCCAUUCACCCUGGCUACCAAAAACCAGCGCUCCUGAAAUCAAUAACUUUCCCCAAAAGAGGACGCCAGACAGACGGUGUCUGUCAGCGGGUGGCAGGCUGGAUACAAAGAAUAUGGUCACAGGGGGGAUGGGGAUGCGGAGUAAAGCCGUUUCCCAGAAACCAAUGGCCACUGCAGUUCGGAGCUCAGUGGAGAGCUCAAAGGAAAAAGGAACUCCAGACGUGGCUCCAAGGAAAGCUAAAGCCAAGGUGGGGAUUGUCCACAGGACCCUCUGGGCUUCAGGCUAGUUGUAUUCUCCUGCAGCUUCAGCCACUGAAAUCAGCAUGGCAGCUCAGGGCUCCCCGCUGGCUCUUGCUAAGUAUGACUGAGAAAAGACGCACCUGCAAUGAACCAGCUACGAUUUUAACUCGGGAUUCCAUGAAUUUAACAGUAGUCCAAUGCCAGUGUCUUCGAGGAGGUGUUGGUCACUGUCCGCCGGCUCGGGGGUGCUGAAAUUUGGAUGAUGUCGAGCCGGAGAUCGCAGGGCUGCUGCUGCUUGUCCCAUUUCAACAAGGACAAUGGCAGAUUCCUCCUCUUAGCGGCCCUGAUCGCAGCUUAUCUGGCAGCUGGAGCUACGGUGUUCUCAGCCCUCGAGAGGCCGUCCGAAGUCGAGGCUCAGCAUCGCUGGAACAGGACCCUCCAAAACUUCAGCCAAAUAUUCAACAUCAGUAUGCCUGAGCUAAGGGACUUCCUGCGGAGUUAUGAAGCAGCCAUGGCCGCGGGCAUCCGGGCAGAUGCCGUAAGACCAAGAUGGGACUUCACCGGGGCUUUCUAUUUUGUGGGGACAGUAGUGUCAACUAUAGGUUUUGGAAUGACCACUCCCGCAACAGUGGCUGGAAAAGUGUUCCUCAUAAUUUAUGGACUAUUCGGGUGUGCUGGGACUAUCCUUUUCUUCAACCUGUUCCUGGAGCGUAUUAUCUCUCUCCUGGCUUUUAUCAUGAAGGCGUGUCAUGAGCGGCAACUGCGAAGAAGUGGUCUUCUACCCGCUAACUUUCGAAGGGGAUCAGCUAUCUCUGAAGUGGACAGCCUUGCUGGAUGGAAACCAUCAGUUUAUCAUGUGAUGCUGAUUCUGGGAAUUUUUGCCAUUACACUGGCUUGCUGUGCGUCAGCAAUGUACACAGCAGUGGAAGAAUGGAACUACAUUGAUUCCUUAUAUUAUUGUUUUGUCACCUUCAGCACCAUUGGCUUUGGAGAUUUGGUAAGCAGUCAAAAUGCAGUGUACCAAAAUCAGGGAUUAUACAGAUUUGGAAACUUCAUGUUUAUAUUAAUGGGUGUAUCUUGCAUAUACUCCCUUUUUAAUGUCAUAUCAAUUGUAAUCAAGCAAGUUUUAAACUGGCUGUUGAAAAAGUUUGGAUGCAGGUGUUGCUCAAAGUGCCAUAAAUCAAGUGCCCGCCUUGGUCGUCGCAAUGCCAUCACCCCAGGAAGCCGCUUCCAUAGGCAUGACAUCUCUGUGGAAACUGAUGGACAAUAUGACAGUGACACAGAGGGGAGGAGGCUUUCUGGUGAAAUGAUUUCAAUGAAGGAGCUCACAGAAUCAAACAAAGUCUCCCUGGCCAUUUUGCAAAAGCAGCUGUCCGAGAUGGCCAAUGGGUACCCUAGAAACGUCAGUAUGAACAGCAGACAAAAUGGCUUCUCUGCAGGCAUCGGUGCACUAGCUAUCAUGAACAAUAGGUUGGUAGAAACAAGUGAUUCUAGGUAGAGUUUUUGAAAGUCUCUUCUAUAAGAUAAUGACAUUUUCCUAUUCUUUAUUUAAUAAAAGAUUAAGUUAUUAAUCUGAUGUUAUCAUGGGCUUAUGGAAACUCCAAAGUGAAGAGAUAAACAGGGAAAGAGGGGGUGUCACGGGGCAGAGGAGAUACGUGGGACAGUCAUGUGUCUUCCCCUUUAGAUUGUGCCCCCCAGUAUGGGGAUGCACGAAUCUAUGAUUUAGAAGAAUGGUAUAUGUGGCUAUGUGUGAAGACAGUACCCUAAUCAAGAUGCUUUUCUUCAUUGUAGAGAAUGGCCUGAACCAAAAUCCUGAAUCUAAAUGCCACUGAACUCUGGAGUAGUUCAGAUCUGGAUUCAAAGUUCACAGCUAGACAGUGCCUCUGUGAUGAGGUAAACCAAAACUCCAGAGUUGAAUAUCCCCAACACCCAAACUUUGGUGAAGUUUGGAUCUGGACCUGAACUUUGCACCUUAUGCUCCUCACUGAUCCAUUAGAAGCCAGUUUUGUGCAUAACACACUUAGCACAACAAAUAUACUAACUUUAGGCAUCUAUCAUGCUCCCAUUGAAGUAAAUGGGGCCGGGGGGGAGGGGAAAUUCCAUUGAUUUCAAUGGUGCAGGGAAAAGCCCAGUGAAUUCCCAUGGCCAUGAAUUAUUUUCCCCACACACACCAAAUUUUCAUGUAAGAUGGUCUGUAACAUUAGCUACUAUCUGACUUCAAGAAGUUACAUGGUUAUCAGUUAAAAUUACUCUGGCUAUACAUGUGAAACUAUUUCUAGCUACUGAGUGGCUGAAGUCAGCCAAAGGGCAACUGCAUCACUGUUGACCUCAUUUGGUGUAAGAGGAACAAAUAUUCACCUCUGAUGUCAAAUAUUUCCCUCUCUAUCACCCAGGAAAUACAUAAUCACCACGUGGUUUAUUUAAUUGUUGAUAGUAUAAUUUUCUGCUUUCACAUGGAAAUAAAUUGUCAACUUAGGCUUUUUCCAUAUUUAUAUAAAUCCAUGGUACACCUACAUCUUGAAUACUGCGUGCAGAUCUGGUUGUCCCAUCUCAAAAAAGAUACAUUGGAAUUGGGAAAGGAACAGAAAAGGGCAAUAAAAAUCAUUAGGUGUAUGGGACAGCUUCCAUAUGAGGAGAGAUUAAUAAGUCUGGGACUUUUCAGCUUGGAAAAGAGAUGACUAAGGGGGGAAUAUGAUAAAGAUCUAUAAAAUCAUGACUGGUGUGGAGAAAGUAAAUAAGGAAGAGUUAUUUACUCCUUCUUAUAACACAAGAACCAGGGGUCACCAACUGAAAUUAACAGACAGCAGGUUUGAAACCAACAAAAGGAAGUAUCUCUUCACACAACGCAAUGUCAACAUGUGGAACUCUUUGCCAGAGGAUGUUGUAAAGGCCAAGAAUAUAACAGCGUACAAAAAAAGAACUAGAUAAAUGCAUGGAGGAUAGGUCCAUCAAUGGCUAUUAGCCAGGAUGGGCAGGGAUGAUGUCCCUAGCCUCUGUUUGUACCAUGAGCAGUUUCCUCUUUCCUACCACUGUACCCAAAAGAGUGCUGAAUCUUAUGAUCUGCUGCACACUAUGUUUACAAGGAUAAGAAAAUAAAAACGCAAGUAAAUCUCAGCAUUAACAUCACUACUGCAUGUAGUUUGGCUUACUCCAAACGAGUUUCUACAUAGCUAAACUAUAUGUAAAGGAACAUUACAAACCAUCCGUUACAUAACCAAAUUAUAGGUAAAAGGAAACUCAGCACAGCCAAAUUCCAUAUAAAUCUAGUGACGGGGGAAAUGAGGAAAAGCUAUGGGUCUGAUGCUUAGUCAAGUUAGCCAAACCUUUGGAGGACCCCAACAGCCCACACGUCCUUACACAAUCAUCUAUCAACCUUGCCUAGUGUUAUCUCCUUAGGAGAAAAGCCUGGUUGUUUGUUACCCCCACUUCCCCAGGCUUCUUUGGUGAAUGGACUGCCCUCCCAGAUGGUGUCUUCAGAAGCUAGAGGACAGGGCCACUACCCCUUAAACUCCUGUUUUCACAGGAGGGAGUGCAAUAAAUGAUUCUCCUUCCCACUUUACAUGGACUAGCACACAGAGCCAAAUAUUUUUUGACUUAGUCAGAGACAGCACACAAAAUACAACCAUUCUCAUUCCCAAAAACUGAUGGUCACUGUGUGAAGGGUUGAUGCUAGUGUGUCAUGUAAGAAGCAGCACAACACUCCAGGGAUGUUCCUCUGGCAGCUGAGUGAUGUGAGCGGAGGCGGAGUGUUGCAUUUCUGCUGCCUGAAUCGCUUACACACAAGAAAGAACUUGCAGAAUGGAUAAGGGUGGUAUGGCACCCUUAUUUCUGUGCUGCUGCUGGCGGCCGCGCUGCCUUCAGAGCUUGGUGGCUGGAGAGCGUUGCCUGCUGGCCAGGAGCAGGUGCCAGGGCUAUGAACUGCCAAGCCUAGAGCCCCAGCACAAAUUAAGUGUCUAGAACACUCUGACAUUAGCAUCAACGAUGGAAUCCUACAGGCAAUUAUAUACAAAAAACCCACAGAUCCCCACACCUACCUUCAUAGAUCUAGCAACCACCCCAAGCACACCAAGAAAUUUGCUGCCUACAGCCAGGUACUCAGAUACCACAGAAUAUACUCCAGGGAGAAAGUCUGGAUAUAAACCUUAACACACCUAAAACCACCUUCACCAAAGAAGGACACUCCACCAGAGAAGUAGAUCACAUCAUGAAAUGUGCCACCCAAAUACCCUGAGAGAACCUGCUUCAAUAUAGAAAUAACCACACACCACUCUCUGACCACACACCACUAGUUGCCACCUACCACCCCAACACUGGAACCUAUACAGUGCAUCAUUGAACAGUUAUAACCCAUACUCAGUGGGGACCACAUCCUGAAACAAAUCUUUCCUGAACCCCCUUUUCUGACCUUUAAACAACAACGCAACCUCUUCAAGCUCACCAUGUAAGAAGUUCCCCCCAGACCAGGACACAUCAACUCAAAGUGGCCCCAGACCCUGCCAGAACAACAGAUGCAAAACCUGUGGACAUAUCUCCAUUACUACAAUGAUCAACACCCCCAACCACACACCUUUCAAGAUCCAUAGGUUCUACACAUGCCUAUCACAACAUGUACCAUACUUCAACCAGCACACUAAAUGCCACCAUAGCAACUAUAUGGGUAAAACCAGACAAUCACUACGCUUUUGAAUGUACUCACACAGGAAAAUGACAAUAGACAAAAACACAAUAUCACUUGUGAGUGAACACUUUUCACAAAGUGAUCACUCUAUAUCUGACAUCAUUCUCAAAGGAAACCUGCACAACACCUUCAAAAGAUGAGCCCAGGCGCUUACAUUCAUAACUUUGUUAGAUGCUAAAAAUCAUGGACUGAGUAGAGACACUAGAUUUAUGGCUUAUUACAACAGUUUGUAACCCACUAACCCCCCUCAGCUUUUUUAUCCCCCUUUCCAGUGGUGAGCUGGAGCCGGUUUGCGUGAACUGGUUGUUAAAUUUUGAAGCCGGUUUAGAACCGGUUGUUAAAGGCGUGGGCAAACUCCGUCCUGUCCGUCCUGCCUGAGAUCUCGUCUGGGGAAGCUCCCCUGAGAAUUUUUACUCACCCAGCGGCACUCCGGGCCUUCGGCGGCACUUUGGCGGCAGGUCCUUCAGUGCCACCAAAGACCUGGAGCGACUGAAGGAACCGGUUCUUCAGCUUCUGCCAGCUCAUCACUUGCCCCUUUCUUUCCCCACAUGACUGAAGUGGGGUUAACAGGCCACUUCAUCUUGAAUGGUCACUUGAAAUAUGUAUUAACUACUUAUGCUAAAACAGUCUGUUCCACUUUGUAUUUAGCUGUGACACUCUGAGUACAUUUCUCACUCCUGAAGAAGAGCUGUGUGUGGCUGGAAAGUUGGUCCAAUAAAAGAUAUUCUUACCCACCUUGUCUUUCUAUAACAAAGUUACAAUUUUAAAAAAUAAUUUAUUUCUGGGUUGAUGGAAAGUUGGUCUCUAGAAUGUACAAUGAGAUGUAAAUGCUUUAAACAACACUGAAUAUUUUUGAUGCAAACUCAGGAUUUUUUCCACUGUAAAAUCUUUGAAUGAAGAGGAUUGAAAGCCAUAUACUAAGAUACUGAAAUGGGGAUCACAUUUCUAUGUUACAUACAGUUUGCAAGCAAAAUCAGUGGAUAUUUUGAGUUACCCACCUCUAUGGACUCAGGAAUACUUUUACUGAUAUAGGAAGUAGUAACAGAUAAUCAACAACUGCAUUAUUCAGUUAACAUUGUAUGUAUUUUAUUGACAUGAUGUACUACCAAUAAUGAUUUCUAUACAUCUGAAAGGGUAUCAAAACUCCCAGAAGAAAAUUUGGAUGGCUGUGAUAAAGAUAUUUCAAAGACUUUUUUAAAAAAUAGCAAAAAAUGUUGCCUGGAAUAUGUGUGAAGUCCACCUCCGCCCUCAGUCACAACAGGAAAAACCAUAGAUGAACUAGUAUAAUCCCUCAGUGAUUGUGAACAAGAUUUUUAAGAUGGAUAUUAUAUAAUUGCUAUAAGGAUAACCCUGAGUAAGUGUAGAAAGCACACAAGAAAAAGAAAUUAAUAACCCCAGUGAGCAUUAGUAAAAACUAACUACUGUCAUUGUUAGUUGCAAGAGAUCAAUACUGUGUAUGAAAUGAGUUCCUAAGAAACAGCUGCCAUAGGAAAUUAUUCUCAUUAGAGGCUUUAGUAGACUAUCAAUUAGAUCUGGUAUUUUUGAGCUGGGAAAUAGGUCAGGCAUUUCAGAAAUGGUGGAUAAUCUCUGCCAUGAUGUAAUUUUAUGGGAUCAUCCAAUGAGCCACUUGAAAUGGUGUUUUUACUUCUAAAUACAGUACAACUGUAAUUGAAAUGAACAACAUGAAACUGGUGUUCAGGAAACUCCCUGAGACUAAUGCAUCAAUGAAUUCCGAAAAGGGUACAUUUGGUAGGGAUGAGUCAGGAGUGGACAGUCUCUUUUUGAACCAUGGUAGGAAUAAAAACUUAGAUGUGCCACAUCUUUGACUCCAAGAAAGAUUUUAAUGGGCUAAAAUAAAGGACCUUAUGGUACCUGAAAGAACAUGUCAUUAAGGCAGCUGCAGGCCAAAUCCGCUGCCGGUGAAAAUUAGCACCACUGCAUUCACUUUAAUGGAGCAGGGCCAAUUUGCAGCCAAGCAUUUAGCCCAGUAUGAGAAGUCAAUGGGAGUAGCAGGUGCACAGCACCUUUGCAAAUCAGCCCAGUUCUUUAGGUACCCAAGUUUAAAAUGCUGGCCUUAAUAUAUUGUGUUGCAUAAUUAAUUUGCUGCAUGUGAAUGAUUUUGACUUGCAAGAUGCAUAUUUAUGUCACUGGAUGUACUUUUAUAUUUUAAUUAAUUAACUUUUUGAAAAAUAAAAAUGCAGGAUGGAAAA